GCGGUGGGAGAGGCCGCCCCCCCCCCGAGCAUGCGCGGUGGUUGAGGCCGUCCUGUGGACAUGCGCAGUGGGGCCCACCUGAGGGAGACGGGCGGGCCAAGAUGUCGGCCCAGGGCGACUGCGAGUUCCUGGUGCAGCGGGCCCGGGACCUGGUGGCGCAGGACCUGUGGGCGGCCAAGGCCUGGCUCAUCACCGCACGCACCCUCUACCCCAAGGACUUCAACAUCCAGUACGAAAUGUACAGCAUCGAGCGGAAUGCAGAGCGGACGUCGUCGGCCGGGAGGCUUCUGUAUGACAUGUUUGUAAAUUUCCCAGAUCAGCCAGUUGUAUGGAGAGAAAUCAGUGUUAUCACAUCAGCAUUAAGGAAUGAUUCUCAGGAUAAACAGACUCAGUUUUUAAGAGGUUUAUUUGAAACCCUCCCCGGUCGGGUCCAAUGUGAGAUGUUAUUAAAGGCCACAGAACAAUGCUUUAAUACACUGGAGCGAGCAGAAAUGUUGCUAUUGCUCUUGAGGCGUUUCCCUGAAACGGUAGUGCAACAUGGGGUAGGCCUUGGGGAGACUUUGCUUGAAGCUGAAAAUAUUGAAGACCAAGAGUCCCCUGUCAACUGCUUCAGGAAAUUAUUUGUCUGCGAUGUUCUCCCUCUAAUAAUUAAUAACCCUGAUGUUCGAUUGCCUGCCAGUUUGUUAUACAAGUAUUUGAACAAAGCAGCUGAAUUUUAUAUUAAUUAUGUUACAAGAUCUGCCCAAACAGAAACCCAACAUCAAGGUGCACAAGAUACUUCUGAUCUUAUGUCCCCUACCAAACGCAGUUCACAGAAAUACGUAAUAGAAGGACUGACUGAAAAAUCAUCCCAGAUUGUGGACCCGUGGGAGAGGUUGUUCAAGAUUUUGUCUGUCGUAGGAAUGAGAUGUGAAUGGCAGAUGGAUAAAGGAAGACGGAGCUUUGGUGAUAUUUUGCACAGAAUGAAAGAUCUCUGCAGGUAUAUCAGUAACUUUGACAACGAAGCCCAUGCUAAGUACAAAAGCCAAGUUGUGUAUUCCACAAUGCUGGUCUUCUUUAAAAAUGCAUUCCAGUAUGUCAACAGUAUCCAGCCAUCUCUCUUCCAAGGUCCAAAUGCCCCAAGCCAAGUUCCACUUAUUCUCCUUGAAGACGUGGCAAAUGUAUAUGGCGAUGUAGAAAUUGAUCGUAACAAGCACAUACAUAAAAAGAGGAAGCUUGCUGAGGGAAGGGAAAAAACCAUGAGUUCAGAUGACGAAGAAUGUUCAGGGAAAGGAAGAAAUCGCCACAUUGUAGUUAAUAAAGCGGAACUUGUCAACUCCAUUGAGGUACUGGAGAGCUUUAAAUUGGCACGAGAGAGCUGGGAGCUGCUCUAUUCUCUAGAUUCCCUUGAUAAGGAAUUUACACGAAUUUGUUUGUCAUGGAAAACAGAUACUUGGCUUUGGUUGCGAAUUUUCCUCACGGAUAUGAUUAUCUAUCAGGGACAGUAUAAAAAGGCAGUAGCCAGUCUGCACCACUUGGCAGCACUUGAGGGAUCCCAUUCCCAGCAGCCGAUUCCGGGUCAGGGGACCCUAGAGCAUCAGCGCGCGCUCAUCCAGUUAGCCACCUGCCACUUCGCCCUCGGCGAGUACCGAAUGACUUGUGAGAAAGUCCUCGAUCUGAUGUGCUACAUGGUGCUUCCCAUACCGGAUGGAGGCAAACCCCAAGAGGAGCCAUCCAAAGUGAAGCCCAAAUUUAGAAAAGGCUCAGAACUGAAACUACUGCCUUGUACCAAUAAGGCUAUUAUGCCUUACUGUCUUCAUUUAAUGUUGGCGUGUUUUAAGCUAAGAGCGUUCACAGACAACAGGGAUGAUAUGGCUUUGGGCCACGUAAUUGUGUUGCUUCAGCAAGAAUGGCCACGGGGAGAAAACCUGUUCCUGAAAGCUGUCAACAAGAUCUGUCAACAAGGAAAUUUCCAGUAUGAAAAUUUUUUCAACUAUGUCACAAAUAUCGAUAUGCUGGAGGAAUUUGCCUAUUUAAGAACCCAGGAAGGAGGAAAAAUCCAUCUGGAAUUACUGCCCAAUCAAGGAAUGUUGAUCAAGCCUUCUAGCCCUCCCCUGGGGUUACUGCAGCAGGAAUUCAUACCUGUACCACAGCCCAGCAUACAGACUGCUGACAGGCACCAUACCGUGACCCGGGGCAUCACCAAAGGGGUGAAGGAAGAUUUCCGCCUGGCCAUGGAGCGCCAGGUGUCCCGCUGCGGGGAGAACCUGAUGGUCGUCCUGCACCGGUUCUGCAUCAACGAGAAGAUCCUCCUCCUGCAGACGCUGACCUGAAGGAAGGGAACCGGGCCGCGACGCCACCGGCUCGGGACCGUCUUCAGAAGCAGGGAGCUCAGAGCAGUGAGAAUGGUAAUGGGGGACGGUGCCACCACCACCGCGGGGUAGCUCUCAGGAGGAGAAAGCCGCUGGAACUUGGGAGAGGUAUCUAGGCAUAACUGCGGAAUGCGCUUCAGAGGUUUGAGAGAUGACCCUGGUUUUAGCUGUGGCCAUCAGACUUGGAAUUUUUUGGGGGGUAAAGUGAGAGGAUUCAAAAGUUUUGUAAAUAAAACCCAGAUCCAUGAAAUGCUUUUUUCCUUCAGGAAAAAAAAAAAAGAUUUGGAUGCUACUGGUUUAAAUCUUUCCCUUCUCCCGUACUAAGAAAAGCUCUAACCCGCAGCAAGCAGAUAAGGGAUUUGGGAGGUGACUCUCCUAAGCACAGAUGGUAAAAAUCAGCUUAUGCAAUUUUCCCCUCUAAUUCAGUGCGGACGAUUCUUGGAAACGCCUGGGCGUGCAUCCUGAGUUUGUGAGUAAUUAUCACCCACCCUCCCCACCGGGGAUGAUGGU
Molecule: messenger RNA, 2861 nt
Organism: Tachyglossus aculeatus (Australian echidna)
Lineage: Eukaryota; Metazoa; Chordata; Mammalia; Monotremata; Tachyglossidae
Gene: INTS10
Product: integrator complex subunit 10
Exons: 19
Coding region: 102-2312 (736 amino acids)
Biological process (GO): snRNA processing
Cellular component (GO): integrator complex
Source: RefSeq, a predicted model, not a curated record